AUGCAUAAAGUAGCACUUGCUGUAACAUAUAAUAGCCUUAAGUUAGAAAUGCUAAGAAUUGUCUCUGAAGCUGCUUCAAAAAGCAAUGAUCUUACAAAAAAAAAACUUGCAGACAACUUUAAAGCUUCUUCAAUAUCAGAAGAUAAUGAAAUAUAUUGGGAUAAAAUCUUUAGUAAUAAAAGUAAAGAAAUUAGCCAAAAUCAAACCUAUUAUGUUUCUGAUAAAUAUAAUGUUAUUAUAAUUGAUUCUAGUAAUAAUAAAGAAGACCAUGAUGCAAUUAUUGAGAAAGAUGCAAUUAUUAAGAAAGAUGCAAUUAUUAAAAAAGAUGCAAUUAUUGAGAAAAAUAAAGAAGUUCUUGUUUUUACAAUUGAUUAG
Messenger RNA from Cetraspora pellucida, 375 nucleotides. The record is from the annotation of a GenBank genome assembly. NCBI's taxonomy places the organism in Eukaryota, Fungi, Glomeromycota, Glomeromycetes, Diversisporales, Gigasporaceae.